This is a messenger RNA of Effrenium voratum, 558 nucleotides long. Lineage: Eukaryota; Dinophyceae; Suessiales; Symbiodiniaceae. The record is from the annotation of a GenBank genome assembly.
AUGCCGGAUCUGGUGUAUGCCGGCGUGCGCGCCCCUCCUACAGGAUUCCGCGACGACGGCCACCUCCUGGACCGCUACGCCAAGUGGAGGGCAAAGCUGGGCCGCGACUUGUUGAACGCCUUGGAGGAAGGCAACACGGCCAUUGUGAAGGUCUGCUUGCAGCAGGAGGCAGACUGCUCCGCCGUGGAUCUGCCUACUGGCCGCGGCGCCUUGCACGCGGCAGCGGCGUCAGGGAAUGUUGAGGUGAUGCAAGAGAUCCUCAACUGCUGCAUGCGGUCCAAAGCCGACCUCGCCAUGCGCGACGCGGAGCAAAGAACUCCGCUCGACGAGGCGCUGGAGGUGCCAAGGAGGCGACACAUGCUCCCAGAGGUGAUGGUGCCGUUGCUGGCCGCUGGAAAGGAGGCGCCGGAAGUUGGGAAGGAGCUCCAGCUCUCGGACAGCAAGUGGCGUCAGACCUUUACCUCGCUGCUGGACUGCUGCACUCGUCCGGUUCCCAUGGCCCACGAAGCAGCCCUGGAAGUAGUCCUCCAGUCCUGGGUGCUGGGCUCAGUGAGAUGA